GCGGCGCGGAGGCCCCGCGCGGCCAUCUUUGUGCGGGGCGCGGCUGGGGGUGCCGCAGCCGCGGCCGGUGGGCGUCCGGCCGGUGAGGGGAGAAAGAGGGAGGGGUGGCGCCGCGGGUUGGCUGCGCCCGUUCUCCGCCGGGGCUUCCGGGCGGGAGGGAAGCGGUCCCCGUGCUGUCCUCCUGGGCUGGGCUCCGUUCUGCCCUCAGCGUGAGCCGCAGGGCUCGGCGCGGCCCGGCUGAGCUGCGGGCUCCGAGCACGGCCGCGUCCUGCAGGUAGGAGGAGGUUCCCAGGGGCCCUGGUUUCUCUGCGAAUUGCUGGCACUGCCGUGAGGCUGUCUGCGCGGAUCGAUCGUCGCGGCCAAGGGAUGGAUCAGGGGGAAGAAGCCUGGUGUGACGUCCAGGGGAAAAUCGCCGUGGGCUUCUCCUUCCUGACUGCAGGCCUGGGCUAAGGAAGUCUCCUUAGAUGCGUAAAGGACACCUGAUGGGUUACAAGCUUCCUGGUCUUGGAAAUUCCAGCUGCAGGAUCUCAGAAAAUACAGCUUCUGAAAUGUCAUCACUCAGCAGCAACUGCCCCCACUUGGAGUCAGUGGGUGAGAUAACAAAAGAGGAAUUGAUACAGAAAUCUCAUGGCACUUGUCAGGACUGUAAAGUUAGAGGACCCAACCUUUGGGCAUGCUUAGAGAACAGAUGUACUUAUGUUGGCUGCGGUGAAUCCCAUGUGGAUCACAGUACCAUCCAUUCCCAGGAGACGAAACACUGUCUAACUGUCAACCUUACUACACUCCGUGUUUGGUGUUAUGCUUGUAGUAAGGAAGUAUUUCUGGAUAGAAAAUUAGGAUCUCAUUCUCCGCUACCAAAUGCAAGACUGUCUCAACAAACACAAGAAAAUAGCGUACAGGAUUUUAAAAUACCCAGUAUUCCCACACUGAAGACUCCGUUAGCGGCUGUAUUUGAUGAUCUAGAUAUAGAAGUGGAAGAAGAUGAGUUAAAGACUAGAGGUCUAACGGGAUUAAAAAAUAUUGGUAACACUUGUUACAUGAAUGCAGCUUUACAAGCUCUUUCCAACUGCCCACCUUUGACACACUUUUUUCUUGACUGUGGGGGCUUAGUCCGAACAGAUAAGAAACCAGCAAUUUGUAAAAGUUACCUCAAGCUUAUGACAGAACUCUGGCACAAAAGCAGGCCAGGUUCUGUUGUUCCAACUGGUUUAUUUCAAGGAAUUAAAAGUGUUAAUCCAACUUUUCGAGGCUACUCUCAACAGGAUGCACAAGAAUUUUUGCGUUGUCUCAUGGAUUUGCUUCAUGAAGAACUUAAAGAACCAGUUGUAGAAUUGGAAGAUGCACAGCCUAUGAGCGUUGAAGAGAAUAUGGAAGUAGACAAGAGCCAGUCGGAUGUAGCCUUUCAGUCUUGCGAAUCCUGUGGUACCUGUGAUAAAACAGAAAAUGAGGCUAUUUUCAAACCUGUCCUAGAGGAUCCUGCAGAGACAACUAUGUUAAUACAGGACGAUGAGAACAACUCAAUCACAUCCAAAGACUGGCAGAAAGAAAAAAUACCAAGCAACAAGCUUAACCGAGCAAGUUCUAUGGAAGACUUGGAAAAAGACAUAAACACUGCUUCAGAGACAACUGAAUUUUUAAACAAUCAAGGAACUGUCAAAGUACAGAUACACAGCAGAUUCUCAGAGUACAUCAGUGAUGUCCACAUGAAUGAUGUAUCUGGAGUCCAAACCCCGUCAUCAAAUGAAGGGAUGAACACACGCUUAUCAAACAGUCCUCCAAAAUUAUGCUCAUCGUGUGCUUCGUUGACACCAGUCCACAAAAAAGUUUCAACUGUGUCAUCACCAAAAAGGAAGAAGCGCAAGAAGUACAGGAGUGUUAUCUCUGAUAUAUUUGAUGGGACUAUAAUAAGCUCAGUACAGUGCUUGACUUGUGAUCGGUUGUCUGUAACCCUGGAGACUUUUCAGGAUCUGUCCUUACCAAUUCCAGGUAAGGAAGAUCUUGCAAAACUCCAUUCUGCAAGUCAUCAGACAUCUCUAGUCAAGGCAGGGUCAUGUGGAGAAGCAUAUGCCCCCCAGGGAUGGAUAGCUUUUUUUAUGGAAUAUUUCAAAAGAUGUUUCAGGUUUGUUGUCUCAUGUGUUCCUAGCUGGUUUUGGGGUCCAGUUGUAACCUUACAAGAUUGUCUUGCUGCCUUUUUCGCCAGAGAUGAGCUCAAGGGUGAUAACAUGUACAGCUGUGGCAGGUGUAAAAAGUUAAGAAAUGGAGUGAAAUUCUGCAAAGUGCAAAAAUUUCCUGAGAUACUGUGCAUUCAUCUCAAAAGAUUUAGACACGAACUUAUGUUUUCCACAAAAAUUGGGACCCAUGUGUCCUUUCCAUUGGAAGGCCUUGAUCUUCAGCCUUUCCUUGCAAAGGACAGUCCAGCUCAAAUAGUGACUUAUGAUCUCCUAUCUGUCAUCUGCCAUCAUGGAACUGCCAGCAGUGGACAUUAUAUAGCUUAUUGUCGAAACAAUUUAAAUAAUUUGUGGUAUGAAUUUGAUGACCAGAGUGUCACAGAAGUAUCAGAAUCCACAGUACAAAAUGCAGAAGCCUACGUUCUGUUCUACAGAAAGAGUAGUGAAGAAGCUCAGAGGGAGAGACGGAGAAUAUCAGGCCUACUGAAUAUGAUGGAACCAAGUCUUCUCCAAUUCUAUGUUUCAAGACAGUGGUUAAAUAAAUUCAAGACUUUUGCGGAGCCAGGACCAAUUUCAAAUAAUGACUUCCUUUGUAUGCAUGGAGGUGUUCCUCCACACAAAGCUAACUUCAUAGAGGACCUAGUUGUCAUGCUACCUCAAAAUAUAUGGGAUAAUCUGUAUAGCAGGUAUGGAGGAGGACCAGCUGUUAACCAUCUAUAUGUAUGUCAUACCUGCCAGAUAGAGUCUGAAAGACUUGAAAAAAGAAGGAAAAAUGAAUUGGAGAUGUUUAUACGGCUUUAUAGAGCAUUCCAAGAAGAAGAAUCUCCAUCAACUUUUUACUGCAUCAGUAUGCAAUGGUUCAGAGAAUGGGAAGGAUUUGUAAAAGGGAAAGACAGUGAUCCCCCUGGUCCUAUUGAUAAUGCUAAGAUUGCAAUAACAAAAUGUGGAAAUGCUGUGCUAAAACAAGGUGCAGAUUCUGGACAGAUAUCUGAAGAAACGUGGAAUUUUCUUCAGUCAAUCUAUGGUGGAGGUCCAGAAAUUAUUCUCAGACCACCUGUUCCUCCGGUAGAACCUGAUAUCUUGCAGACAGAGGAGAAGAUUGAAUUAGAAACUCAUGGUCUGUAGCUACUGAGGAAAAGAUGAAUUCAUAAGGAAUCCAACUUCCUUACAAAAUGCCCCAUAUACAUUCCUAAAAGUUUUAUUCUCUUAUGUCUGUUGGAGGCACAGCUCACUGGGCAUUACAUUAACUACAGAAUAGUAAGUUGAAAUGUAUUACAAUUUGUUUAAAUGAAGACUGUUUCUCUGUUUUGGAAGGCAUGUAGUUUGUACAUAUUGGACUGUUUGGUAAAUGGAAAACACUGUUAUUUCUGGACUCUUAAGUUGAAGUCAAAAUCAUGUUAUGUCUUUAGACUUGAAAAAUGGGAACAAAAUUUUAGAGAUGUUACAUAACCCUACUGAUUCCUGAAUGGGCUUCUGAUACCUACAAACUUCUGCCUGUCUUAAUUGUACAGUCUUGACAAGCCUAAGUAUAAAGGGAGUAUAUUUUAAAUGGAUUGCAAUCAAUGAUAAAGGAUUUUAAUUUCCUAAAUGCUCAGGAAAAAAAUUCUCACUUAUUUUGCACUGUAAGUAUAUCAAAUGAGUAGUAUAUAACAUCCAAAUACUUACCGUAUUUGAAUGGAUCAAACAUUAGCAUAGAUCAAAUAUUGUUUUAGUCAGCAAAUGUCAUAACUUAUUACCUGCUUAAUUUUGCAUCGUUAGGCUUCUGUAACUCUAUAAACCUGGCUAGAAUUAAUAGUGUCUGUGACAAAAAGAUUUAGUCUUCUCUAGGGUAAUGUUUGAGAGCAUGAAGUGUGAAAUGUAAAAUGAUUAUGGACAUGAGUGAUAUAAAUUUCAGAAAUUAAAUUGUCUGGUCUCUUGAAUUACAUUCACAGUUGCUUUUGAAGGAUUUUAUUGUAUUGGUAAUUUUUCAUUGGCAUGAUGACCUAUAAUGUCAAAAGCUGGAUAAAAUGUAUAUAUUGCAAAACUUUACUAAAUGAGUCAGAUUGGAAUGCAGAAUGGCACUUGCUCUUUUUUGCCUGAUAUUGUUACCAAAUAAGCAGCAUUAUUCAAGGCUGGAUCAAUAAAAAAAAAAAAAAGGAAG
Molecule: messenger RNA, 4308 nt
Organism: Cygnus atratus (black swan)
Lineage: Eukaryota; Metazoa; Chordata; Aves; Anseriformes; Anatidae
Gene: USP33
Product: ubiquitin specific peptidase 33
Exons: 25
Coding region: 465-3293 (942 amino acids)
Biological process (GO): protein deubiquitination
Molecular function (GO): zinc ion binding; cysteine-type deubiquitinase activity
Source: RefSeq, a predicted model, not a curated record